UGCGAAUUCUCCCCGCGAUACCCAGGCGCGGAAAGGGAGGUCUUAACGAGGGAUGCGCGCAGGGGCGGUCUUGGCGCUGAUGGCGGUGGGGGCGGCGGUCCGCUCCCUGGAGUUCAAGGUGGCCACCUUCAACGUGGAGCGGCUCGGGGAUGGGAAGAUGGGGAAGCCGGAUGCCGUCGAGAUCCUUCUCCAGGCGAUCCUAGUGGAUCAAGAGGCGAUCCUAGUGGAUCAUGAGGCGAUCCUAGUGGAUCAUGAGGCGAUCCUAGUGGAUCAUGAGGCGAUCCUAGUGGAUCAUGAGGCGAUCCUGCAGUUGAGCCGACGCAGACCGGCGAUACACUCGCUUUCCAGAGUGUCUGUCUUUGUGUUGGGGUGUCACGCACACGGCGCAGUGCGUGACACGUCAAGAAGACUCGGAAUGAUCCUGGACGACUACGACCUGGUGUGCAUCCAGGAGCUGACGGAUGCGGACGGCAGCUCCGUGCCGGUUCUGCUGGGCCUCCUCAACGCGGCGUCGGGGAAGGAAUACACGAACCACACCUCGCCCAGGCUCGGCCGAACCACGUACAAGGAGCAGUACCUCUUCCUGUACGAACCGUCCGUGUUCCAGGUGGAGGACGCGAUCCUCUACGACGACACUGCGGACGACAUCUUCGAGCGGGAGCCUUACUACGUCACAUUUCGGAGCGGGAAUUUCAUGUUCACGAUGGGAACCAUUCACGUGAAGCCCGACGACGCCGUGCCGGAGUUGAUCCAAUUUGCCCCUGCCAACGACUGGGUGACGGAAAACCACGGAAUGCAGGACUUCCUGCUGUUGGGCGACUUUAACGCGGACUGCGAUUACGUGUCGGGCUCGGACUGGGACGAGAUCGGGCUCUGGACCCAGCCGGAAUAUCGGUGGCUCGUGGACAACGACGCGGAUACCACCGUUAACUCCAACACCGACUGCGCGUAUGCCAGGGUGGUGGCGAAGGGGCCGGAGCUCCAGGCGAGGAUCAGCGACGUCCGAGUGCGGCGAUUCGACGAGGAAUUCGGACUCGAGCAGGCGGAGGCCCUCGACGUAUCGGACCACUAUCCCGUGGAGUUCACGCUCACCGUCUGAAUGGAGGCGGAUCCGUCCCGACCAGCGAUUUGUUGACGGAUUUUUUGGGGGAGAAAUUGCUGGAAGGAAAUAAAAAAUUGAGGGGU
Molecule: messenger RNA, 1185 nt
Organism: Darwinula stevensoni
Lineage: Eukaryota; Metazoa; Arthropoda; Ostracoda; Podocopida; Darwinulidae
Source: the annotation of a GenBank genome assembly